Amphimedon queenslandica is the source of this 3565-nucleotide messenger RNA. Its product is annotated as death-associated protein kinase related-like. Lineage: Eukaryota; Metazoa; Porifera; Demospongiae; Haplosclerida; Niphatidae. Bases 224 to 3319 code for a protein of 1031 amino acids. Gene Ontology annotation, cellular component: nucleus. Gene Ontology annotation, molecular function: protein serine/threonine kinase activity; ATP binding. Gene Ontology annotation, biological process: protein phosphorylation; positive regulation of apoptotic process; intracellular signal transduction. The record is from RefSeq and is a predicted model, not a curated record. The transcript has 9 exons.
CAUAAAAAUAGGCGUUACCCUUUGGUUAUUAAAACUUAUUUAAUGUGCACAAGUGGUUUCGUGGUAUGUGUUAAGGCAGUGGUAAAUCUCACUUCUCCACAUUACACUCUCUCUUCUCUCUAUCAUUUUAUCGUAGAGACAUAGAGGACAGUCUUAGCCUCUAGCCUGUUAUAUCAGGGUUUGUAUUCCCCCAAUACUACUGGAGAAAGACAGCUGUAGUACUAUGCCUUAUGAAGAAGUGGAGCGCCUUGUCCGCAAGGAGAAACUGGAAGAGAAAUAUGACGUUGGAGCUGAACUGGGAAGAGGAAAAUUUGCUAUAGUCAAGCGUGUGACUGAAAAGGCAAGUGGGGAGCAGUUCGCUGCCAAGUUCCUGAGGAAACGUCGUGGUGGCAAGGCCUGUAGGGAUGACAUCAUUGUGGAGGUGGAUAUAAUGAGACAGUCCAUGGGCCAUCACCGGAUCAUAAAACUUCGUGAGGUUUUCGAAUCACCCAGAGAAAUGAUAAUUAUUAUUGAACUCGCCACUGGAGGAGAACUGUUUCGCAUGAUUGCCGUGGACCCUUUACCCGAAGACAAAGCAAGAGGCGUGGUCCUCCAACUACUAGAGGGCGUGGAACACCUUCACUCCCUCAGUAUCGUCCACCUGGACCUAAAGCCCGAGAAUAUUCUUCUUUAUCGUAAAGGACAGUUGGACAUUAGAAUUGCUGAUUUUGGACUUGCACUGCAAAUAGCUCCUGGGGAACAAGUAAAAACUCUUGUUGGUACUGCAGAAUAUGUUGCUCCAGAGAUAUUGAAUUAUGAGCCGCUCAGUGUUGCUGCAGACAUGUGGAGUAUUGGAGCUCUUACUUAUGCUUUGCUGACUGGCUAUUCACCAUUUCAGGGCGAGACUCACUCCGACACUUUCUGUAACGUCUCCAUGUGCGAGUAUGAUUUUGAGGAUGAGGUUUUUGACGAGGUCAGUCAAGAGGCAAAGGAUUUCAUUGAAGAGCUCCUUCAAAAGAAGCCGAGUGAUCGUCUUACUGCCACUAAGUGUUUGAGUCAUCCCUGGAUGAAGAACCACAGCCCAACUGUCCUCCCCACCUCAUCCACAGUUUCUUCUUCCUCUCAUUCCUCCGCCCCUCAGUCCCAAUGUCUCCACAGCUCAACAAGCUCGCUCGACUCCGCCCUUUGUCUCGACAGUAAUAACUCCUCCCUUGACCCCUCCCCCAGCUCUAGCGCCUCCUCUUCCUUUGCCCCCCGGCCGUCCGGUCGUAGCGGAGACGACGACGAACAAGAAGACAUGAAGAAACAGCUGACAGAGAAGGUCUCAAAGCUCUGUACCGAGAUGCAGAAAGUGGACAGCAGCAAUAGCGCUCUAAGAGUGAACAUGAUUGGCUCCGCUAGCUCAAUAAGCAGCUCUGAUAGUAACACCACAGUGAGGGUCGAUGAGGAGGACGGGGGGAUAGAGUCUAGGGAAAUGACGGGUACAUCCUCUGAGCCAGAGCCGUCAUUGACCCCGCCCUUUUCUUCUCAGUUGGCCACGCCCACUCAAACCGGCUCCAGUCAAUCGUUUGAUUUGAGUCGGCAGUCGAGAAUGAUGUCCUCUUCUCCUAGACCAUCCAUGGAAGAUGAUACUGGGGUCGGUAAACGGCCUAACUCGCGACUGACCACGCCCAUUGACGAACUGAUAUCCCUCGCUCCAGAUACGAUUGAGAAAAUGAAAAAACUCGAGAGACUCAAACGCAAGAAAGACGAAGCACAGCAGGGGGAGGAGCCAAAGGGCCGUCAAGCACUCACUAAGACACUCUCUACCGGACAAAGUUGCAUUUCUCCUCGUGGAAGUGACAGGCGUAUCAGUAGCCCCGCCUCCAUUAAGAAUCAGAAAUUGAGCAUAAAGGCACAAGAAGGAUCCUUCGCUGAAGAAGAGGAAGCUAGAGGAGCAGAGGAUACACAGAAGCCAUCGAACAGUCCAACAAACACUGGCAGCACUCCUACUGUACCUAAUGUUGCUGCUGAUGCUAAGGCCAAAGACAAUAAUGAGAUCAGUAGUACAGCUAAGGAAUUAGCUGCCAGCAGUACUGCUAAGAAAUCGACUGCCAGCAGUACGGCUAAGGAAUUGACUGCCAGCAGUACGGCUAAGGAAUCAGCUACCACUAGUACUACUAAAGAAUCAGCUGUCACGGGUAGUGUUCCUGAUACUGCUAAGACUAGUAAUGAAAAAGCACUGGAAGCUACUGCUCCUACAAGUACGAAGAAUGCAAAGAUACAGAAAGACUAUGCUGACAAGAUAAGCUUCACUCUUAAUAGUCAGUUUGUUGAAGCAAGAAGGAGUCCUAAAGUCCUCAACGUUAAGCCAGCCAUUGAUAAGAAGGUUAUAUUUUUCUCACAAGGUGGAGCAGAUCAAUCCAUCACUGGUAGUGGAGGUGGUAUUGAGAAGAGGAGUCCGUCUUCAUUUAAAAGGGACAUAUUAUUGAGUAAAACUCCCAAACAAGAUGAUGAGAAGCCAAGAUCAAAGUCAGAAACGCCUUCAUCUCCUAUCGUCAGUUCUAAGGAUUUUGCUCCUCCUCCUUCUCGCUCCAUUAAGUCCUGUUCCCCUGUCAGCACUACCAUGACUGAAGUGAAAAGACGAGCCAAGAAGACACAAGAUCGUAAGUCAUGGAGGAACACACCGCACAUUGAUCCUGAUGUAAUAGAAGCCAUGUUAAGGGGAGAGUUUGAUAUAGACGAUGAUGAAUCCAGCAGCGAGGCUAAGCUUGAGACCAUGAAAGAAGAAGUAGAGCCUCGUAAUGAAAGUCCUCUAGCAGGAAGGACAGGGACAGUAGUUCUUUCUGGUACCAAAUCCCAUGUGUCACUGUCACCCACAGCCACGCCUAUCUUAAAGAAAGGCUGCUUUUCGGACCCUCACCUGGAGAGGGUGACAAAGAGUGAAUCUCCACGUCGAGUUGUGAUGAUGGUCUCAGCAACAAGGCCUGAGACGUCCCUUGAGAGUUCCUCAUCUCCUGAUCGGACUCCGCCUAUAAUGCAGAGUCCUUUGAAGAGCCCAGGCUGCCUCAGCCAGACCGAUGCGACGGUGAUGACAAGCCCAGAGAAAACUCACCUCUCUGCCCUCCAGUCGUCUCUCUCCCUCUCUCGCUCGACUCCAGACUUGAGCACUAUCCUUAGCUCUGGCAAGCACUCUAAACGGAGUCAAGGAUUGAAAGAGGAUACUUAUGUCACGGGCGGAGGUUCUUCAAUGUUCUCCUCUCGUAAAAACAGCAUCAGUCGAUCUCCUGGGAUUAGAUCCAGUCUUCUCAGUAAUCUGACAAAUCGUAGCAAGCGAUCUUCGAGAGAAAAAUUGAAAUAGAUUUUAGAAGCAGUAAUAGCAGCUGUGCAUUUUACUCUCUUUCCCUCCCUUUCUCUCUCAAACUAUGUAUAUACAGUUAAUUAUAAACUAUCAUUGUUCAUGUAUUGUGCUAAUAAUAAUAAUAAUGAUGAUGAUGAUGAUGAUAUGUAAUGAAUAUAAUAAUGUGAAUAUGUAUUGUAGUUAUCUCAUGUGUAUUUUUGUUUUCUUGUUGUUCAUUCUUUAUUUAAAUUAAAAAUGAUUAAGUCA